Diuraphis noxia (Russian wheat aphid) is the source of this 489-nucleotide messenger RNA. RefSeq lists its product as uncharacterized. NCBI's taxonomy places the organism in Eukaryota, Metazoa, Arthropoda, Insecta, Hemiptera, Aphididae. The record is from RefSeq and is a predicted model, not a curated record. Gene Ontology annotation, molecular function: nucleic acid binding.
AUGCGACCGUUCGCGGUUACUGGUGUUGACUUUGCUGGACCAAUUAUCAUAAGAAGCGGUAUAAGGYGAGUGGUAGCGGUGAAGGCCUGGAUAGCUGUGUAUGUAUGCUUCACCACUAGAGCAGUUCAUCUGGAGGCGGUGGAAGAUUUGUCAAGCCAAGCUUUCCUGGCAUCAUUGCGUCGAUUCACUGCACGUAGAGGCUUAUGUUCCACAAUAUUUAGCGAUAACGGUACAAACUUUGUUGGAGCGAGAAGAGAGUUGUACGCGCAUGUAAGGGAUGCACAGCCACAAAUAGCCCAGAGGGGCAUUGAAUGGAAAUUUAACCCACCAGCAGCACCACAUUUCGGUGGCCUAUGGGAGAGCGCGRUGRAAGCGGCAAAGCAUCACUUAACUCGCAUGAUGGGCGAUGCCAAGCUAUCAAUUGGUGAAUUAUCCACACUAUUGUGUCAGAUAGAAGCUUGCCUCAACUCGCGACACUCACGCCCAUGA